Molecule: messenger RNA, 1867 nt
Organism: Aureobasidium subglaciale EXF-2481
Lineage: Eukaryota; Fungi; Ascomycota; Dothideomycetes; Dothideales; Saccotheciaceae
Exons: 1
Coding region: 130-1713 (527 amino acids)
Source: RefSeq, a predicted model, not a curated record
GUCAAUCUUGCUUGACAUAUCUUCUGUCGAUCCGGCAGCGUUCCUGCUUUCUCCGAACAGACGCAGGUACACUCGAAGCCAAUUUUCCACAUCGAAAAGGCCGAGCGUGGUCGUCAUAGUGCGAUCAACAUGUCCAACGCACAAUCUCUCUCAGCAACAACACGCCGUGCCUCCACGGUCCUUCCUCUUGACAACACAAAUCAGCUCACUCGACCAUUGACAAGAGAAUCGGCUACCACUCCAGCUCAAGAUGAGGACUCACAAGCAGAACGCCCACGCAGCCGUCGCGUGACGAGUUAUCACCAUCCUUUCCAGACUCGCUGCUCGCCAUGCGACGACCCUGCACCAUCCUAUGCGGUAGCAGCCCGCACUUCGAGAUUUCCGCCCGCCCCUCGAUUCCUGGACAACGGGAAAGAGGUUUUGCCAAAAUAUACAUGCACUGUGUCGAGAGAGGGACCAAUGCAGAUGCGGAUUGAGAAGAUCUCGCCUUUUCAAUACCUACCAAAGCAGGACUUCCGCACUGUUUAUGUUGUGCUUAAUGGCACCCAGCUGAGCGUCCACAAGAUCAAGACUGUUCAGCUUGCUGGUCACUCUUUGCCCACUGCUGGAAAGCUGAUCAAGCGAUACUCUACUCAACACGCCGAAAUCGGACUGGCAACCGAUGUUCAGUAUCAGCAGCUACUGCCGGCAACCCGUUUAGCGCACUUCAUUCCCACCGCUGCACGUCGCAAGGCUUUUGAAAAAGACCCUGCCCUCUUUACUCCCAUUUCUCAGGUCGUCUUGCGCCUGCGUCUCGAGACUGACCAGUUCCUCUUGGCAGACCACUCCGAGGAGCGCAUCUUCCGUUGGAUACACGACCUUUCUGCGAGCAUUGACAUCUCGCUACCACUUGAUGAGCGAUCCGCACCGAAGCCGUGUACCAUUCCUAGACGUCGACGUAGGCAGCGAACACAGGAAACGGAGAACAUCAACGAUCAGACUGUGAUUGAAGAGCAAGAGCAGAUUAUGCGAGAAUUGUACCCUUCUCUGGCGAGAUCAAUUGAAGGCAGAUCGGAAGGCGCGGCUCUCACCCGUACUGAAAGUGCAGACGACACCAAUGCCCUUACUCUCACCGCCACGAUGGACCAAGAGACCGAGGACAUUGAUCUUUCCUUCCUGGCUGAGGAUCUCGGCCCAGAACAACAAUCUUCUCGACCGAUUAACCUUCGUCAGACGACGUCUUCGACUGUUUCCACAACGACAUCUUCAUUCCAAUACGAGACAAGUCCUGAUAAUUUGGGUCCUGGGGGAAAGUGGGCACCUCCACAUGCUCGAACAACUGCUUCGCAGUGGCGAUACAUCAAGCGCUGCAUGCCUACUCUGCUAUUCGAUGCCCCUCGCGCAACCGACAUCAUCAUGUGCCACGGUCGUCGCCUGAGGGUCAACACGAAGAUGGAUAUGCUCGAGGAAUGGGAGCUGUCACCGCCUUCCUACGAUAUUCACGAGUUCCCCGAGGGACUCGAUCGCUCAAUCACCAUGGCGUCUUCUCUCGCCACUACUCCAUCCACCAUUACAGCAUCAAGCAUCGAUACUCAGGAUGGCAAGGCUGCUGCUAUUACUCACCACAUCCCCGAGGGCGAUAUCAAGAGAAGCGUGCAUGCCACUGCUACCACACGUACCAAGAUCCCAGAGCGUACGUUGAUGGAAGAAGGCCUUGUGGUGGUUGCUUUCUAAGCCAAACGUCCGAAACGAAUCAACGCUUCUACGAACCAACUGACGAAUAUAUGCUGCGGUCGAUGAGCUUAGCACCCUUCGGUACUAUUCUCUUCUCAAGACGCACUCGUUUUGUCUUCUUCUACUAUCUCCAUUUCUUCCUUCUCUCCUCUCG